Messenger RNA from Colletotrichum scovillei, 1412 nucleotides. RefSeq lists its product as uncharacterized. Gene Ontology annotation, cellular component: fungal-type vacuole membrane; vacuolar transporter chaperone complex. The record is from RefSeq and is a predicted model, not a curated record. The coding region runs from base 671 to 1060 and encodes 129 amino acids. The transcript has 2 exons. NCBI's taxonomy places the organism in Eukaryota, Fungi, Ascomycota, Sordariomycetes, Glomerellales, Glomerellaceae.
AGGCAAUUGACAUGGAUCUGUACUGUGGCUGGUGGGGAGGUGAGCUUUAGCCGUGCACGCCGUGCAGGCUUAGCGUCACAAGUCUGCUCUGCAAUGGAGCUUUUUUCUUAAGGAAGCGGCUUUUGAGGGGCUAGUCGGCCGCAGUGCAGGUGCAUCGUCUGUGGUCGUAUCUGAACAAGCUUUCAAGCGGGUUCUCUCGGUUACAGAUUCUCUCGUUCUCUCUCCUCCUCCUCUCUUUCCUCCCUUCUCUCCCUCACCUCCAUCUCCGCAGUCAGUCUUUUCGUUGAGAUCCCUGAUAGAGUUUUUCCCGAUUGUUCAGACGAAUAAUAGCGAGACUGUAGAAGAGAAAGCAGUUGACAUCGCGCGACUCGCUUCCACUGCCCCGUUGUCACGAUAAACACAGUUGCGGUUCCGACGACUAGCCCGACGCGAGCCUGAGCUCUCCAUCGACGCCCCAAUCGCAAUUCUCUGACGUCGCAUUACCAUUCUCCUCAAUCCUGGUCAUCUUUGCCGAGACAGUAAACAGUAGACUAAGGGUAGGAAUUGGGCAUACCGAGCGAGAAGACGAAAGACCGCCGACUGAACCAGUCCAGGUUGCGAUAGAGAAAGCCACGACCGCAAACCACGAUACCUAUACUCGAGACAGUCCAGUCAGAAAUAGCAAUUCACAAUGUCUAGCCAACCUCUUCUCCAGACCGCUCCGGGCAAGCGCAUCGCCCUUCCUACGAGAGUCGAGCCCAAGGUCUUCUUCGCCAACGAGCGCACCUUUCUCUCAUGGCUCAACUUUACGGUCAUCCUUGGCGCCCUCGCCAUCGGCAUGCUCAACUUUGGCGACCGCCCGGCCUUUAUCAGCGCCUUCCUCUUCACUGGUGUUGCCAUGCUCACCAUGAUCUACGCCCUGGCCACGUAUCACUGGCGCGCGAAAUCUAUCCGCGUCCGCGGCCAGGCCGGCUUUGACGACCGCUUCGGCCCCACCUUUUUGGCCAUUAUCCUGCUGCUGGCCGUCGUUGUCAACUUUGUCCUGCGCAUAACGUACUCGUCCAAGGAGGGAAAGCACUAAAAGGUAGGAGUAAACAUGCUUUGUACUCCUAGCCCCUGUUCAGAAUCCCGAGGACAAUGUUGGGAAGAAGAGGGGCAGGAACCGGGGCCUAUAUCUAGUUGUUGACAAAUUGGGCCUUGCGAACCCGGAGAGGCGGGCUUUUGCUGAAACGCGCAAGUCACGACAAAGGCAUGUGUACGAGGAAGGAUUGAGAGUCGGUAGCGAAGGAUUUGUUAUUUUGAGAACAAGUUUGCAUGGUUUUAUAAUUUGGCAGUUCUCUUAUGUUUAGCUCAGGCGUACGCAAACAGUAAGCGGAUGUUGAAGGUGUAUAGUUGAUAGGAAAAGCGAAUGCAUCGGAUUAGGCGUCGGAAAC